UUACAGAAAAAACUUGAUAAACGUGACUUUGACAGCUGCGUUGAGUUGGCCGCGAACCUGAGAGUUACAUUGUAUAAGAGAAACAAGUUGAUACGACUUGCUGACAAGUCGCCCGCCGGCUGGCAAACUGUGAAGGAAUACGUGUCCGACGAUCUCGCUUCUGACAGUGAGGACGAGAAACGUAUUAGACAGGCGGAACAGAGGGCAUUGAGGAGUAUAAAACUUAAACAUGGUUCUAGUAAACGUAGUUCUUCGGCUGUUUUUAACAACAGUGGUAAUACAGCUACACGUUACGCCUCUCCCCCCGCAGCCGCGGGGUCUGCGCCUUUUCGUGGAGGACCCUAUAACUACGGAGUCACUGCCCCGCGCAGCACCGCCCCUUCGGACCAGUGUUUCUCAUGUGGGGGAUUCGGUCAUUGGAGGAGGGACUGUGGGAAAUUCAGACAGGGAGGAUCUCGACAGCCACAGCAGCAGACAAACGGACCGAAGUGACGAGAUUCAUGAACUUUCAGAUGUCUUUAAUCAUGGGCGAUGGGUCAACAUGGGAACCACAAACAACAGAUUUUUGCCUCUCGUCAGUGAUUUAAAGAGGAUAGUUACGGCAUCUAAGGCUGUUAAUACCCGGAAAUGUUAUGAUCACGGGUUCAAACAAUGGUGUUCUUGGGCUAAUUCCUUCAAAGUUAAUGUCCUGCCAGCGUCGGAACAAUAUGUUGCCUUAUAUUUAGUAUCUAUAAUUCAAUCUAGCAGUAGUGUUGCUAAGUUAGACCAGGCUAUCUAUUCCAUCGGUUGGGUUCACCAACUGGCAGGUUUCCCGAAUCCUUGUUCAUCGGAUUUUAUAAAAAUGAUCAGGGCAGGGGGGUCCCGGCUGUUGGGAUGUCAACCCUGUAAAAAAGAGCCUAUCACUCCUGAUAUUUUAAAACAGUUAGUGACAUUUUUUGCUAAAGACUCGUGUUCCCUGAUGGAUCUAAGAAUAGUGUGUAUGUGUUUAGUAGGUUUUGCCGGUUUCCUUAGAUUUGCGGAAUUGGUCAAUAUUAAGAGAUCGGACAUCGUUUUCGCUGAUCAGUUCAUGACUAUCAGAAUUCCCAGAAGUAAGACGGAUGUAGUUAGCGCAGGAGCAGAAGUAGUUAUUGCUAAGACUUCUACGAUAUUAUGUCCGGUUGCCAUGCUCAAACGCUAUUUGACUUGUGCUAAGAUUCCCUCGGACUCCACAGCUUUUAUUUUUAGGCAAGUGUCAUUUUGUGAAAGUUCUAAUUCGUUCCAGCUUCGUAAUUCUGGUCCCCUUUCUUACACUAGAGCUAGAGAACUUCUUUUAGAAAAGCUUUCAUUAUUAGGUUUAGAUAGUAGGAAAUUUGGCCACCGCGGCAGCAAACUCAGGAGUUGCUGA
Messenger RNA from Mizuhopecten yessoensis (Yesso scallop), 1384 nucleotides. RefSeq lists its product as uncharacterized. The transcript is spliced from 2 exons. Gene Ontology annotation, biological process: DNA recombination; DNA integration. Lineage: Eukaryota; Metazoa; Mollusca; Bivalvia; Pectinida; Pectinidae. Gene Ontology annotation, molecular function: DNA binding. The record is from RefSeq and is a predicted model, not a curated record. Bases 230 to 1384 code for a protein of 384 amino acids.